AUGGACGGCGAAAAUCACCCAUUUGAGAAGACGGUCAACAGCGCACAAUCAACCGGGAUGGUAACCCAGACAGACUCCGGGCAGCAUCAGCAGCUCCACGAGGGACAGCCUUUGGGGGGCGUUCCCCAGUUCCCGGACGUACACCAAGUGAAGCACUUCACCGGGCAGUCCGAAACCAUUUUCCCCCAUGGAGACUUAUACGUAAUUCUCCUCGACUCUCGGAACACAAUGCUCGCUGGCUUCCGCGUAUCCUCCCAGAUCUGCCGGGUUGCUUCGGCACCAUUUGCGAAGUUGAUCGAUACAGAGUUGAGCGGGCAGGAUGGCUGCAAGUGCAUCUUCGUCCGUCUCUUACCUGGAUCAUGGAGAAUUGACAGGCAAGCCCUCCGCUGCAUACUUUCGGUCUUGCACCACACCAACAAAGAUCAGUACAUGAAACUCGACGUUAAAGAGCUUCUUCGAGUCUCGGAAACCAACCUUCUCCUGAAGUCUUUGGAUAGGCUCCAGUUUGAUGUCAACGAACGACUGGUACGAGCUUGCUCGCAAAUUUGGUCUUUCGAGGGCCUCCUGGACACCCAGAGCGAAGGAUAUCUCAUCGCCGGACGGCUCUGUCUCAGCUGCGGACGGCGACACCAGUUCAACGCCAAGGCCUGCCACAUUUGUAACAACAAAAAUCUGUACGAUGAUGUCUGUACGAAAAAUUCUCGAGUCGGCGAGUACUUCAGGAUCCUCGCGCUCCAGACGCUGUGGCCCACCGAUAUUUUGAACCCGGACGAUGCCACUCUCUCGACGAUUUCUCAGCGCGUCAGCAAAUUGACGAGCUGCAUCUCGCAUAAAUGUAGCGGCGGUUCCAAAUGCCCCCUGGUUGUCCACAUCCGCGCUCUACAAGGUCAUUUGAACCGAAGCAUGGACGAUUGCGCUCAGAGUAACACUUCGAUCAGCAUGACGGAAGGUGGCGGUGCUAUCGCGGAUGCGGUGUUCGAGAAUCUUGACGAGGACCAGAUCUGA
Molecule: messenger RNA, 1005 nt
Organism: Colletotrichum paranaense
Lineage: Eukaryota; Fungi; Ascomycota; Sordariomycetes; Glomerellales; Glomerellaceae
Exons: 3
Coding region: 1-1005 (334 amino acids)
Source: RefSeq, a predicted model, not a curated record